This is a messenger RNA of Cutaneotrichosporon oleaginosum, 1050 nucleotides long. RefSeq lists its product as uncharacterized. The record is from RefSeq and is a predicted model, not a curated record. Lineage: Eukaryota; Fungi; Basidiomycota; Tremellomycetes; Trichosporonales; Trichosporonaceae.
AUGCUCGACCACUCGGCCUAUCCCGACAUCCUCGACGCCAUCUUUGCUUACGCAGACCUCUGCGCUCUGCUGGCACUGCGCGCCGCAUCGCGCAGCUUUCGGGAUAGGGUCGAUGCCGUUCUAGCUCAGCAUCUCGUCUUCCGUGACAACAGUAUCUCCCCCGUCCACAGCAAAGGAUGGCACCCGGCGUUCAUUUGCCUCGCCUCACAGGUUCCGCUCGGUCAUCUUGACCACUUUCUCGACCGCCUGCAGCUCGUCGCUGCCCACACUCUCACCCUCGACAUCGACGCACGCCCCGACUUCACAGCCUACCCCGCUCUCGUCUCUGGCGAUCUCAGAUUCCCCGCCUUGCGCACUCUCCGCUUGCGCCCUACUUCGCCAGAAUACCAUCUGAAUGCGCUUCCUCUAUCUCAAUCCGCAGACACCGUGAUUGUGCGCACGCCGUGGCCGCCGCACCCCUCACUUGGCUUCCCUAUCUCGGAGCCCGCAAGCCUCGUCUCAUCAGUCAGGCGACUAGUAUACAACGUGGACGCAAGCCAGCCGUUCUUCCCCUUACUGCUACAGCGAGCCCUCACCACGAACGAGCUCGAAGAGCUCGUCGUCAUCUUUCUUUCGCCUGCAUCGCCGAUCAUUGACGGGCGCGACCGCGCGCUUCUCCGAACAAUGAUCACCACGGCUCUUGAAGCCGCCGCCCCAGAUCCAGAUCUCGACGAACGGCGGCCUGUCCGCACCACCUUCGUCAACAUCGCCCAGAUGCCGGCUGACUGCAUCCCCAUCCCGUCCUCUGAAUUCGACGACUACGUCACUGUUGACGUGGACGGCGUCCUCGCCCCGGGCUUCGGCAUGAGGCUUCCCCCCCUCGACUUCCGGACAUGGAAACGCGACGAGCCCAACGGCUUCCACCCUCUCGAGCGAUAUGUGCGCGCGACUCUCGGCCCCGAGCUGGGCAUGGAACUGUACGAUCGGGUGCAGUUCUGCACCAUGGCCGAGUACCGCGCCAGUGUGGGGCCCGAAGCGUUUGCCGCACAAGUUGAGUGGACGGAGCGGUGA